Messenger RNA from Panicum hallii, 1399 nucleotides. RefSeq names its product UDP-arabinopyranose mutase 3. NCBI's taxonomy places the organism in Eukaryota, Viridiplantae, Streptophyta, Magnoliopsida, Poales, Poaceae. The transcript is spliced from 4 exons. Gene Ontology annotation, biological process: plant-type cell wall biogenesis; UDP-L-arabinose metabolic process. Gene Ontology annotation, molecular function: UDP-arabinopyranose mutase activity. Gene Ontology annotation, cellular component: cytosol; Golgi apparatus. The coding region runs from base 56 to 1141 and encodes 361 amino acids. The record is from RefSeq and is a predicted model, not a curated record.
CCGCCACCACCAUCACCGCCCGGCCUGCCGCGCCCCUCCCAGCCGCCCGCCCGCAAUGGCGUCCGCCUCCCGCGCCGCGACGCCGCUGCUCAAGGACGAGCUGGACAUCGUCAUCCCGACGAUCCGCAACCUCGACUUCCUCGAGAUGUGGCGGCCCUUCUUCCAGCCCUACCACCUCAUCAUCGUGCAGGACGGCGACCCCAGCAAGACCAUCCGCGUCCCCGAGGGCUUCGACUACGAGCUCUACAACCGCAACGACAUCAACCGCAUGCUGGGGCCCAAGGCCUCCUGCAUCUCCUUCAAGGACUCGGCCUGCCGCUGCUUCGGAUACAUGGUCUCCAAGAAGAAGUACAUCUACACCAUCGACGACGACUGCUUUGUUGCUAAAGAUCCAUCAGGAAAGGACAUCAAUGCACUUGAGCAGCACAUCAAGAACCUUCUGAGCCCAUCAACUCCAUUUUUCUUCAAUACUUUGUAUGACCCAUACCGUGAUGGUGCCGAUUUUGUUCGUGGGUACCCCUUCAGCCUUCGCGAGGGUGUCCCAACUGCCGUUUCCCAUGGGCUUUGGCUCAACAUUCCAGACUAUGAUGCCCCUACCCAGCUUGUCAAGCCCCUUGAGAGGAAUAAGAGGUAUGUGGAUGCUAUUCUUACAAUCCCAAAGGGCACCCUCUUCCCUAUGUGUGGAAUGAACCUUGCAUUUGACCGUGAGCUCAUUGGUCCUGCGAUGUACUUUGGUCUUAUGGGCGAUGGCCAGCCUAUUGGUCGCUACGAUGAUAUGUGGGCAGGAUGGUGCACCAAGGUGAUUACAGAUCAUUUGGGCCUGGGCGUGAAGACUGGCUUGCCCUACAUCUGGCACAGCAAAGCAAGCAACCCGUUUGUGAACCUGAAGAAGGAAUACAAUGGCAUCUUCUGGCAAGAGGAGCUCAUCCCCUUCUUCCAGUCAGUUUCCCUUCCAAAGGAUGCCACCACCGUCCAGAAGUGUUACCUUGAGUUGGCCAAGCAGGUGAGGGUGAAGCUCGGUAAGGUGGAUGGCUACUUCAACAAGCUUGCAGACUCCAUGGUCACAUGGAUUGAGGCCUGGGACGAGCUUAACCCCCCUAAGGGUGGAGUCGCCACCGCUAAUGGCCCUCCCAAGAAGUGAAAAGGCAGCAAUGGAAUAACCUUUGCUUGUUCAUGUGGACUGUCAUACUGAAAGGAAAUACUGUUUUGGUUAGUGCUGAUGGACUGAGGUCGCUUCGCUGUAAUUCGAAAAGUUGUCACCUCCCUGGAAAACUGUCUUUGGUGGUUUUAGGUUAUUUACAUUUUUUUCCGUGUGAUGCGACAACAGGUGUAAUGUCGGAAUUGGAUUACCUCCAAAAUAGAAUAAAGUUACUGGUUAUGCUAUUGAUCUUUGACCUAA